GUCUAAGGGGUCAAGCACGCUUCUUGACGAUCUCCUCCUCUGGAUUGCUGUAUAACUAAAGGAAAUCACCUCCAUUGCUUUCCCCUUGUGACCCCUCGUCCACUCAUUGUUUUGUUUCAUUCCGUCUUUGCUACCACGAUACUUUGGACAACCAACCAACCAGUCUACAUACCUCUACAUCAAUAUUCAUCAUUAUCAACAUGGUCACCCACGCACUCUCCAUGUGCGACUUGCAUCUGGACAUGGACCACCACCACCACCACGACGCUGGCUUUCUCGACUACCCGUCUUCUGCUUUCACCGGUAUCAGGUCUUCCUACUCCUUUGCCUCCAACGGCCCGUUCACGCCAUCAUCCGGCUCGUCCACGCCUGCCCGCCACAACUCAAUGGACUUCGGCCCGUCGUCUUUCGCCCCUGCGGUGGACAAUGUCUUCACCCCGCCGCCAUCUUCCGUGUCUGCCUACUUUCCACUCAACAUGAAAGCUGGAGAUGGCUCCGAUUUAUUCGCACCCGGAAUGCCUCUUACACCUUCUCGAACCCAAGUCAACAACAACGUUCACCCAAUGCAAUACUACAAUGAUGUCGCAACCCAUUUCACAUCACCUCAGCAGAUGGACUACUACACGUUCCACAAUGGCUUGGCUCCUUCACCUCUGGCUCCCAGCCCUGCUGUACAGGCAAUCCAACCUGGCAACACAUACGAUGCGUGGUCUGUCUGGGAACAGGCGGAAAGCCCCAUCUUCAGCAAAUUUCUCUCGCCAUCGUCAAGUUCUUGCCGGUCAGCCUCAAGAGUAAAACAAGAAGGCGACAUGUCUCCCAUGUCGGCUGGUGGACACUCGUAUCCUUCGCCCACAGAAAAGAGACAGCUUUAUGUCGAGGAGGCUCGGCAAAAAACCACAGCCCUCCAAAUGGUCCAACGCGAUGCCCCUUUGGCUCCCCGCCCCUCCAUGCACAUGAACGGAGAAGGCAAGCCAGAGAACGAAUCACACAACCCAUAUGGGCCCGGGUCGAUACUCAUUGACCCCAUCCAGAGGGUCUCUGCCGGAACCAACAUCUGCGAUUACCCAGGCUGUGGGAAAACAUACAGGCGAUCGGAGCAUCUCAAGAGACACAAGACAAAUGCUCACUCGGAAGUCCCAGUAUGGUAUCCUUGCAGCUUCUGCGACAAGAAGUUCAACCGACCGGAUAACAGAAGACAACAUCUCGGGCUCCACGCCAAGCCACGGCCCACCAAGAUGAAGGGCGUCAAAUAUGCUCCCAAGGCCAAGGCUGCUCUGGAAGAGGAGCUGAAGAACAUUCCUCGACGGAAUAAGAAGCCCAAAUCCGAGCAUCACGCCUAGGCUGUUUGCAUCAACCUACCAGGCGUUUGGAGUCUUUUUAUUUCUGAUUAAUUUCUUCCUUCUCUUCUUUUUUUUUUUCUCUCUUUGUUCUUUCUUUUUUUCUUUUUCUUUUACUACUUUUUGGUGCUGCUGUUUUGCUUUUAUUUUUCACGCAGCAAUUUGUUUCAUUAUCGCAACAUACCCCUUUUCUAUAUCACGACCGUCGGCGGCGCACUCAACGUGCUAUGCUUCCAACAGGCUUUUUUUUUUUCUGUUUAGCUGGCAUGGCUUUUGCUUAUCUCUUUUGUCCACUGCAACACUGCAUCCUAUCAUCUGGGGCGUUUGGAGGCUUCAUACCUUAUCUAAUGUGUGAGAUCAGUCGAGAGCGAGAGACAGAGCUGGGUCUCCAUAACGAAGACCAUGUAUUAAUCACAAGUACUGUAACACACCUGGUGCAGCCGCGGGCGAUCAUAUACCCGGGGGGGCAACGGAUCCACAGAUGGGAGUUGUGUGGAUGGGAAAGGGCGCCCUAAUGGGAAGGAGGGGCUCGCUUUGGGCCGGCUCGGCUACUUAGGAGGGGAAGGAAAAGCAAAGUGGAAACUUAAACUACCUCUACCUAACAAAGGAAAAAGCAAUUUCCAAAUGAGUAUAAUGUUAC
This is a messenger RNA of Neurospora crassa OR74A, 1977 nucleotides long. RefSeq lists its product as hypothetical. The record is from RefSeq and is a predicted model, not a curated record. The transcript is spliced from 2 exons. Gene Ontology annotation, biological process: regulation of transcription by RNA polymerase II. Gene Ontology annotation, cellular component: nucleus. The coding region runs from base 201 to 1340 and encodes 379 amino acids. NCBI's taxonomy places the organism in Eukaryota, Fungi, Ascomycota, Sordariomycetes, Sordariales, Sordariaceae.